This is a messenger RNA of Paralichthys olivaceus (Japanese flounder), 1635 nucleotides long. The record is from RefSeq and is a predicted model, not a curated record. Lineage: Eukaryota; Metazoa; Chordata; Actinopteri; Pleuronectiformes; Paralichthyidae.
AGAGAAACAAGAACUAGAAACAACUCACUACUGCAAGUAUUUGUAUACAAGUCUGUGUUUUGAGGUGUUACUUUAUUUAUCUUCCUCCCUACUCCAACGUCCGUCCCUGUCCACUGACUGUGUGUGUGCGUCCGACCUCUGUAGGAGUCUGGCCUGAAGGUGAAUCACCCAGCAUCCUUUGCGGUGCGUCUGAAUGGAGCGCAGGGGAAGAUGGAGGCCAAGGUCCACAGCCCCUCUGGUGCUCUGGAGGAGUGUGCCGUCACCGAGCUGGAGAAAGACAAGUAUGCGAUCCGGUUCAUCCCCAGGGAGAACGGCGUCCACACCAUCGACGUCAAGUUUAACGGCUCCCACAUCCCGGGAAGUCCUUUCCAGGUCCGAGUCGGGGAACCAGGACAGACGGGAGAGCCGAGUCUGGUCACGGCGUACGGAGCUGGACUGGAGAGAGGCACGACAGGUACCCAGUCAGAGUUCAUCAUCAACAACACUAAGGCGGGCCCCGGGGCCUUGGCCGUGACCAUCGAGGGUCCCUCCAAAGUGAAGAUGGACUGUCAGGAGGUUCCAGAGGGCUACAAGGUGCAGUACACCCCCAUGGCUCCUGGGAACUACCUGAUCAGCAUCAAAUAUGGAGGACCCAACCACAUCGCUGGAAGUCCCUUCAAGGCUAAAGUCUCAGGUCCACGGUUGGUGACGGUGACCAACGCCAGCGAGACGUCGACCCUGACGGUGGAUCCGGCCGUGCGGGCGUCCAGCAGCAGCAGCCUCGCCCAGAGCAUCAUGCCCAGGCCGAGCGACUCGGACGCCAGCAAGGUGCUGAGCCGAGGCUCCGGCCUCAGCAAGGCCUUCGUGGGCCAGAGGAGCAGCUUCUCUGUCGACUGCAGCAAGGCCGGUAAGAACAUGCUGCUGGUGGGCGUGCACGGUCCUCAGGUUCCCUGUGAGGAGGUGCUGGUCAAACACUUGGGCAACCUGCAGUACAACGUCGGCUACCUGCUGAGGGAGCGGGGCAAUUACGUCCUGGUGGUCAAGUGGGGAGACGACCACAUCCCGGGCUCCCCCUUCCACGUCGUCGUCCCAUGAUGCACCACGAAACCCGCUUUGCAUCCCUGUUUGAGUUGAAGUGGACACAUCAGCUGCAAUGAGCAAGUUGCUUAACAAAGCUUUUUCAGUUCAAAUCGGAUGCUUUAAGGAGGUUCUGCCCCGACAUGAUUUACUGUAGAUGUUGAAAAGUGACUCGACCUUCAUGUUUUUAAAAACCCUUAAAGUUGAAGGGGACAGAAAAUUAACACGUCAGUGAAUUGAGACGGUCUGAGGGGAAAACCGAGGGAUGACAUCACCUGAUUAGAGGAGGAGAUAUCAUCAGAUUUUUGCUGCCCUGAAAUUAUUAAUUCACAAAUCUUGCACUUGAGGAGUUUUUUUAAAACUCGCUUGGUAAAUUAAAGUUUGCAGUUUUACUGAAGAAGUUAGUUCGUGAGAAUGUCGGCACGCAACAGCUCGGUUUUGGAAAAGUGGAGCCAAACUUUUAUUUUUAAAUGUUACUGAUUAGGAAUAAAGGAGCCAAACGAAGUUUCUCUGAUCCAACCUGGUGCCACGAGGAGAAGCCAGUAAUAACCAAAAUAAAAGUGCGGAGAAUGAAACAAA